CGAGAUAAAAAAAAAAGAGAUAAGAAAAUUUAAAUAAAUUUUCCAUAAACGCUUGCGAAUAAAUAAACAAAUGGAAUUUUGCAUGAAAAAGACACGAAAUAAAAUAUUUUCAUUGUUAUAUAAUAUUUCAUGUAAACAGUCAUUAAGCAAAGGAAAGUGAGGCGCGUUCGGAAAAUAUUUUGAUUUUUUUAAAAAAUCCACAAAAAAAAACAACAAUUUUUUUAAAAAAAUAAUUUUUCGACAAUUUUUUUUGUUUCCUGUUUAAUAUUAAAGUCAGUGACAGAAUGUAUAAGUUUUGGAUAAUUGGAUUAGUAUUAGCAAUGCUCGAAGACCAUUGUUGCUCAGUAAAGAUAAAGCAAAUCACAGUUCCAUCAGUUGUUGUGAUGGAUUACGAUAAAGCAAACAACAAGAAGCCAUUAAAUGAAUUCUUUUUAGACUGCGAAUAUGAUGUUGAUGAGAAUGAGAAUGGAUUAGUCAUCAAAUGGCUAUUAAAUGGUAAUCUUGUGUAUCAGUGGAUUCCGCCACGCGCUCCAACAGCACUGUCGAUUUUCAAGAAUCGAAUUAAGAAAGAUUUUACAGUUGAUGAUGAUCCGCUCAAGAAAUAUCGUGGAAUUGCUGUGACGAAGCCAUUGUUGAAUUUUACAGGCGAAUAUUCAUGUUCGGUGCAGACUUUUCAGUCGUCUGAUAAAAAAUCAUCGCAUUUGCAAAUAGUUGUGCCAGAAUCACAUUUUAAACUGAAUUAUCGUACGGACUAUGAAGGAAUGGUGCAUAUUAAAUGUAGUGCUUUCAAUGUAUAUCCGGAACCAAAAUUAUCGUUAAACAUAAAUUAUGUAGAGUUAAAAAGUGAUGUAAAUAUAGUUAAAGAUUCAAGAGAUAACUUAUAUGAUGCUAAGGUUAUUGCGAAAAUCUCGAAAACUUUUCUUAAGUCAGAAACAAUAAUAAAUUGUCAAUUAACGAUGCCUGGUACUGAGUAUUCAAAGAAACAGGAGACUGUGUAUUAUGAACAAGAACCAACACUAACAGAUUUUGAUGCUUCAGACGAGGAAGGUGACUUUGAACUUUCAUUGGAAACGGAGACUGGACUGUUAACGAAUGCAAAUCAACAUGGAAAAGGGCUGAAUAUUGGUGAGGAGAGUUGGGGAUUGGUAGAUUUUAAUCGACUAUUUUGA
This is a messenger RNA of Chironomus riparius, 1169 nucleotides long. The record is from the annotation of a GenBank genome assembly. NCBI's taxonomy places the organism in Eukaryota, Metazoa, Arthropoda, Insecta, Diptera, Chironomidae.